Meloidogyne enterolobii is the source of this 249-nucleotide messenger RNA. NCBI's taxonomy places the organism in Eukaryota, Metazoa, Nematoda, Chromadorea, Rhabditida, Meloidogynidae. The record is from the annotation of a GenBank genome assembly.
AUGAUGCGAGAAGCUUCAUACAAGCUUUUCAAAUCGACAGAUGUUUGUUUACCUUAUUGGGAUUCGACAAUGGAUGGACGUUUACCGACACCAGCUCAUUCUUAUUUCUUCACCGCUGAUUUCAUUGGAAGUACAAAUUCUACUGGACAAGUUAUUGAUGGGCCUUUUUCACCUUGGGAAACAUUAAUGAAUACAGAUUAUAUUCAAAGAGACGUAGGUAGGCAUGGAAGCUGCUACAAAGAAGAAUAG